UAUUUCCAUCGUUGCUGUCUUGUGAUCUGUGUGCACACAAAACACACCACUAUGAUACAUAUCAUAUGAUGCAAAAUGUUCAAUAAUUACUUGCAAUAAGUGUGUAGUUCCAUCCUAGUUGGGUCUCAUGUGCAGGGGCCGUGUGGCGCCUCUUCUGUGGUGGCUCGACAGGAAGCUCACAGUGGUUAAAACCCAGAGUAGUGGCGUGAGUUCUGUGUAAAAAGGCAAAGAAAAAGAAGGAACCUGAGAUGGGCUAAACCCAGAGAAAGAAGUGGUAGAAAACCUCUUCGCUCAUAUCGACAUGAAUAUUUUCCCCCACAGUUCCCUGUUUCUCUUCCUGCUGCAGUAUUAGUCUGUGGGGUUUUCAGAAGCAGAGCGACAGAGUGUCAGUGCUGGAUGUGAAAAUGGGGCACACUUUGCUCUGUGCGCUGUCAUUAUUCCUGCUGCCACUCCUCUACUGUGGACAGGCUGAAGAUGCUGCGUUGACCCUUGAACCAAGAUCAUCCUAUUUAUUUACUGGAGAGUCCGUGACCUUCAUAUGUGACAUGAAUGAGAGAAAUGACACUGACUGGUAUUACAAAUUCACCUGGAAUGGUCAACAGAUUGUCUCCUUCAAUUCGAGGAAGUCCUACUCGCUCGAGCUAACGGAAGACCUGAGCGGUGACUAUCAGUGCAUCGGCCGCCACGAAGGCUCAACAAAUCUUACAAAACAUAGUAAUAAGGUCAUUCUCUCUGUAUCAGCACUCAGACCCACGGCCACUCUGAGAGCAGACAGGACAUCCAUACCAGCAGGUGGCACUCUGACACUCACCUGUUCUGUUGAGGGCUCCGGGGACUGGAAAUACGACUGGUUCACACGUAACCCAGACUCUCAUGAAACUAAGAUGGUAACGGAAGGUGUGCAAAACUCUGUCAGCGUGUCACACGAAGGCAUCUACCGGUGCAGAGGAAGAAGAGGAAACCCAGUUUUCUUCACAAAGCACAGUGAUAUGCAUCGCAUUGAGAAAACUUUGCCCAUCAAGACCUAUGUGACCCUGACAUACAACUGGACUCAGAUAUACAGCGGUGAGAUGAUCAUUGUCAGAUGUGAGAUCCAGGGAGGCGGAGACACCGACUGGGAAUAUGAAUGGAGAACAACCAGCUCAAACGCACCUCCCACACACAGUGAAUACAGGCUUAGCAGUGCCUCUGCUUCCUACAGUGGAGACUACUGGUGCAAGGCUAGAAGAGACUUGUAUUCUUCAACAGAGUGGAGUCAGGCCUUCACACUUACAGUGUCAUCACAUAAACCCAGGCCCACAGUUAUGGCAGAUAAGAGAACCUUACCGGUAAAUGGCAACGUUACACUGACCUGCUCUGUGGAAAACUCAGCUGAGUGGAAAUACGACUGGUUCAGACGUACCUCACACUCUUCUGAAGCUCAGGCCAUAAGAGCUGGUGAACCAGGCAAAGUUAUCAGUAUCUCACAUGGAGGCAUCUACCACUGCAGAGGAGGGAGACGAGACACAGCUUUCUCCACAGAGAACAGCGAGUCAGUCACAAUUGAGAAAACAGUUUCCAACAAGGCUGUUGUGUUCCUGCAACCCAACUGGCCUCUGGUAUUCACUGGUGAGACCAUCACCAUUAGAUGUGGGAUUCACGGAGGUGGAAGCACCGAGUGGGAGUAUGAAUGGAGCAAACCCAAGUCCAGUACGGUUUCAGCAUACGAUGAAUACAGGAUCGACAGUGCAUCUGUGUCCGACAGUGGGAACUACAGGUGUAAGGGUAAAGACAAACGGGACUUGUUUUCCUCGACAGAGUGGAGCGACGUCAUCACGUUGACAGUUUCUGCAGACAGACCAACUGCUAACCUGAGUGCUGACAACAGAGCGUUUGCAGCAGGGGGCAGGGUGACACUGACCUGCUCUGUGAACCCAUCAUCAUCUGGUUGGAAAUACUACUGGUACACAGGCGAGAAAACCUCUGAACCACUGACGACACAAGAUGCUGCUUCCCACUCAAGUGGAGAAGUCAGUGUCUCACAGGAAGGACUCUACUGGUGCAGAGGAGGAAGAGGAGACCCAGUGUACUACACAGAGUUCAGCGACCCUGUCAACAUUCAUAAAACUGUCAGCAACAGGGCUGUUGUGACUGUGCAACCAAACUGGCCUGAGAUAUACAGAGGAGAGACAAUCACACUUCGCUGUGAGAUCCAGGGAGGAGACACUGAGUGGACGUAUGAAUGGAUGACAACCAGCUCAUAUAAACUUUCAAACAACAAUGAAGAGAGGAUUAGGUUGUCGUCUUCAUCACAAAGUGGUGACUACUAUUGGUGUAAGGGCAGACUGAAAAGUGCACAACAGAAUUCAACAGCAUGGAGUGUUCCCUUCAAAUUCACAGUAUCUUACACAUCACAACCUGUCCUCACUGUGUCUCCAUCAUGGCUGAGUCCUGGAGCCUCAGUAACUCUGAAGUGUGAGGUUAAACAUCCAUCUGCAGGAUGGAGGUUCUACUGGUACAAGGCUGUUCCCAGAUUGUCCAAAAUCAACAUGUAUAACCGCUACCACUCUGUACGUGGACGCUGGAUAGAUUUUGAUUACUACAACUCCUACAGCUAUGAGCUGCUCCCUGGAAGCAGCAGUGGGACUGAACAGGAUUCCUACAUCGUCCAUGGUCAGACACACACAGCAGGAUAUGUGUGUAAGGCUGGAAGAGGAGACCCAGUGAUUUACACUGAGACAAGUAAACUAAAGUUUGUCUGGUCUGGAGAUGUUCAUCCAGCAGCGUCUCUCACAGUGAGUCCUGGCGGAGCGCAGCACUUCACGUCUGACUCCGUCUCACUGAGCUGUGAGGGAAACUCUACUGAGUGGAGAGUGAAGAGGUUUCCUGAUGACAGCUCCCUGCCAUACUCUUCAUACUGCUCUACGACAAGGACUGGAUCCACCUGCAACGUCCAUGGUCUCUUACCCAGGAAUGAUGCGUACUGGUGUGAGUCUGGAUCAGGACAGUUCAGCAACGCAGUCAACAUCACUGCAAGUUAUUCUGUUAUUAUCCUGGUGAGCCCCGUCCAUCCCGUGAACGAGGGAGAUUCUGUUUCUCUUCACUGCAAAUUGAGGCCAGGACUCUCAUUUUAUUCUAAUUUCGCUUUCUACAAAAAUGGCAACGUCAUCCACAAUGACGACAGUGGGGUGCUGAAUAUCUCUGCGGUGUCAAAGUCAGACGAAGGUUUCUACAAGUGUGAACAUUCAGGAAAUGAGUCACCAGAGAGUUGGAUGUCAGUAAAAUCGUCUCGCUCUUCAUCUCCCGAGCCGCUGGUCGUCGGGCUGGUUAGUGGUGUCGCGCUGGUUGUUCUCCUGCUGCUGCUACUGUUGUGCUGGUGCAGGAAGUCAAAGAGUGAGACCUUUUCCUUCUUUGCUGUAGAUCAGUUACUCCCUGCUUGUUCAAAAAUCAUUGUCACGACAUGGAGCAGUGAUUCAGUUUGCGUUUCAAAAUCAUGCAACGUAAUGAUUAUUGUCCUGUUCACAGAUCCGUGUUGCAACAGGCCCGUCCAGUCUGAAAAGAUCGACCAGGGCUCUGCUACGGACCAAACUGUCAACCGAGAUGCAAAUCAACAGCAAAUAUACUCGUCUCUUCUCCACGGUGACGUCUGUGUCUAUGAAUCAAUCAGAGGCUCUGAAAACACUGGGAAUGGAAACCGAGAUGAUCCAGUUGACAGGUCUGACUACUAUAAUGUGAAUCCAGAUGCAGCUGCAGGUCCAUAAAGAGAGGUGCAUCAUCGAGGAAGACAAAAGAAGCGUGAAAAAAACAUUUACGUUUCAAGAAACGCUUCACAGCAUUUGCACAACUGCUGCCAUCCAAAUGUUAGACACAGUAUCCUGUGCAGUUAUAUAGCAAAUCAUAUGAAAGAAAGACACGGCCAGCAUUAAUAACAAAACUGCUGAGACGAUUUGCUUUUGUGUUUAUGCUCAUUAUGUAAAUCUUUGUUGCAACCAUUCUGUAGGUUAGACGGCGUAGGACUGCUGUACUUUUAAAGUCAGCCGUGAUGUUAUACAUUCAUAUAUAAUGGUCAUUAUUCACACACACCUCCGCUCGCUUGUCAUGACGCUAUGACUGCCAAGACCUUACAGGAUAAACACAACCACUUCUGUUCUGAUAUGGAAUCGUUUAAAUGGAUUUGCCAGUUUUUCAAAGUGGAAAUGAGAUGUAAUGGAUGCUCUUGUUGUCUUAGAAGAGAUGUGGCAACUUUGUAGAAGUUUGCCUUUUACAAACUGAGUGACUUUAUGUGGGUUGUUGUAUGAUUGUAAAUAAAUAUUUGUAUAAUUUUUUAAUAUUAUCUAUUUUUCACCAUAUUGUAUCACUUAUUUUUACUUUAUCUCAUGUUUUUCUUCUAAAAGAAAUUGGGUUUAUAAAUAAAUAUAAUGAGGUGACGU
Molecule: messenger RNA, 4409 nt
Organism: Seriola aureovittata
Lineage: Eukaryota; Metazoa; Chordata; Actinopteri; Carangiformes; Carangidae
Product: titin-like
Exons: 17
Coding region: 405-3740 (1111 amino acids)
Biological process (GO): cell surface receptor signaling pathway
Molecular function (GO): transmembrane signaling receptor activity
Source: RefSeq, a predicted model, not a curated record